Molecule: messenger RNA, 579 nt
Organism: Polistes dominula (European paper wasp)
Lineage: Eukaryota; Metazoa; Arthropoda; Insecta; Hymenoptera; Vespidae
Source: RefSeq, a predicted model, not a curated record
UGUAUAUAGUUGUGAAUAAAAAGAACAACAAGAUGAUGUGUAAUGAUGAUGCGUAAUGGUCAAUCAUUGCAACAUUUUUUCUCUCGACUGCAUGGAAUUCUUAUAUAAAUGAGAGAAAAAACUAAAGAAUCGAGUAUAUGGAGCAAAAAAGACGUAAUAAUAAUGUGGUCGACUUGGGUAAAGGGUAUAACGUUAUUACUCUUGAUCUCUGCUGUCUUGGCUCAAACGGAACAAGAAGGAUGCACUUGCGCUCGACUUGGACCAGGUAGUAAUCCAUGCACCUGUAACAAUGUCAUUGUCGAAGCUACCGAAGUGACCAAGCCUAUACUGUAUGCGUCUCCAGAAGAAAUAAACGAAGCUGUGAUCGUUCGCGAAGAUGAAAGACCUGCAUGUUCCGAAACGCAAACUAAUACAUUGAGUAUCUUGGAAAAUAGUAUAAAUGAUGAUACGAUAAGUUCGAGCGAUAAUAGUUUUAGCUUGGACCUUUCCAAAAAACAUCUUUCCUCCGAGUUAAGAACGGAUAUCGCUCAGACAGAACCAACGUCUCCGAAUUCAAACGUUCAAAUAGUACCUAAGUAG